AUGGACGGGGGUAGCAGCAUCAACAUCCUAUAUGUUGAGACCCUCGACACCAUGGGCAUCUUGCGGUCCAAGCUCCGAACAUCCGUCUUCCCCUUCCUUGGGAUCAUCCCAGGCUUGAGGGCAUACCCCCUGGGGAAUAUAGAGCUGUCGAUCAUGUUCGGUAGUGGAUUUGAGGGAUCGUACUACGCCAUCCUCGGGCGUCCGUGCUACGCCAAAUUCAUGGCGGUUCCCAACUACACCUACCUCAAGCUGAAGAUGUCGGGGCUGAACGAUGUCAUCACACUCAGCGGCUCUUUCGAGCAGGCGUACGCCUGCUGUCGUGAGCACUUCAAGCUUGCCACCGCCAUCGCCAACUCCGCCGAGCUCCAAAAGCUUCGUCGGAUGGUGAAGGAGAGCACCCCUGACACCAACGAGCCGACUUCGUCCAGCGCAUUCUGCCCGACCGAGGACACCAAGGUGAUCGGUGUUGACCCCAACGACCCGACCAAGGCCGUGCUAGAGUUUGGAGAGUAA
Messenger RNA from Panicum hallii, 513 nucleotides. RefSeq lists its product as uncharacterized. NCBI's taxonomy places the organism in Eukaryota, Viridiplantae, Streptophyta, Magnoliopsida, Poales, Poaceae. The transcript has 2 exons. Bases 1 to 513 code for a protein of 170 amino acids. The record is from RefSeq and is a predicted model, not a curated record.